Didymodactylos carnosus is the source of this 1692-nucleotide messenger RNA. NCBI's taxonomy places the organism in Eukaryota, Metazoa, Rotifera, Eurotatoria, Philodinida, Philodinidae. The record is from the annotation of a GenBank genome assembly.
AUGGCCGAUGCUGAUAAUCGUGUUAUAUUAAAUGUUGGCGGUAUUCGACAUGAAACUUAUAAAGCAACAUUAAAAAAAAUUCCUGCAACGAGAUUAUCACGUUUAACAGAAGCAUUAUCAAAUUAUGAUCCAGUAUUAAAUGAAUAUUAUUUUGAUCGUCACCCUGGUGUAUUUGCUCAAAUUUUAAAUUAUUAUAGAACAGGAAAAUUACAUUAUCCAACAGAUGUUUGUGGACCUUUAUUUGAAACAGAAUUAGAAUAUUGGGGUUUAGAUGCAAAUCAAGUUGAACCUUGCUGUUGGAUGACGUAUACAACCCAUAGAGAUACUCAAGAUGUGUUAUGCGUAUUAGAUCGAUUAGAUUUGGAUGCGGAACCAAUUAACGAAGAAGAAAUUCCAAGAAAAUUUGGUUGGGAUUUUGAUUCAACAAUUCGUCAUAAAAAUAUGUCACUGCAAGAAUAUAUGAAAACCUUACCAUGGUUUAAACGAAUCCAGCCAAGAAUAUGGCAGUUAUUUGAAGAACCCUAUUCUUCUAGUGCUGCUAAGGCUAUUCAAGUUGUUAGUAUAUUUUUUAUCCUAGUAUCGAUAAUAUCAUUUUGUUUAAAAACACAUCCGAUGAUGCGUGUGCCAACCAUAACAUUGCUUAAUAAUAAUUUUACAAGUAUAGUGCCAACUUAUACUUUGUAUAAAGAACGUACUGAAGCACACGAAGCUUUUACAUACAUCGAAAUAGCUUGUAACGUUUGGUUUACAUUUGAAAUCAUUACACGCUUUAUCGUAUCACCAAAAAAAUUUGCCUUUAUUAAAUCGCCUGUAAAUAUUAUUGAUUUCGUUGCCACAUUAUCGUUUUAUACGGAUAUUCUAUUGAAUAAAGUUGUACCACCAAGUUUAACAAACACGGAUUUAUUUGAAUUUUUCUCCAUUACACGCAUAUUUAGGCUAUUUAAAUUAACGAGACACUAUGGUGGACUAAAAAUUUUGAUACAUACAUUUAAAGCAUCAAUGCGUGAAUUAAUGUUAUUAAUAUUUUUUCUCGUUUUAUUCAUUGUUAUAUUUGCGUCACUCAUCUAUUAUGCUGAACGUUUACAAAAAAAUCCGGAUAAUGACUUUACAUCAAUACCAAUUGGUUUAUGGUGGAGUAUUGUGACAAUGACCACGGUGGGCUACGGUGAUAUGGUGCCGAAGACGUAUGCUGGCAUGCUUGUGGGUGGCCUCUGUGCUCUAACCGGUGUAUUAACCAUUGCACUACCAGUGCCUGUCAUUGUAGCCAAUUUUGCUAUGUAUUAUUCACAUACUCAAGCACGAAGUAAAUUACCGAAAAAACGACGUCGAGUGCUACCAGUAGAACAGGUGCGACCGACAAGAAUGCCACCGACCACUGGCGGUAGUAAUGUAGGCAGUAAAUUUGGUAGUGUGGCGGGAAUGGGCUCAUCUAAUCCUCCUGGCCCUACAGGCGGUGGACCACGGAAAAACGCCAUCAAACAACCGGGUGGUGGUGGGAAUUUGGCUAAUAAAUUUGGAAUGAAUCCAGGUGAAAACAAUAUCAUGAAUAAUAGAAUUGAGGAAAUAGAAAUGAAAGUUGAAAGUAUUAAUACAUCGCCAACAAAUAAUAGUACAAGUACAAUUGAUACUGCAAAUCGAGCAGCAUCACGAUUACAUUCAUCUCGUACAAUGCUGACUGAAGUUGUGGCAUGA